GCGCAUGCGCAACGGCCAAAGGGCUACAAGAUGCGGAAGAACCGGACCUGUGGAGGCUCCCGUCUGUGAAGCGUGGGAGGCGAAAGAAGCAGCAGGUCUCCAAAUGGCUCAGGAAAAAAUGGAACUGGAUUUUGAGGGUGAAACAUCAGAUGGGGGCACCCUGAGACGGUCCAACAGUGCUCCCCUGGACCAUGUGUUCAGUGACCUUUCACAGGUUUUUGAGCCAUAUCCACUUAGAACUUGGAACAGUACAACAUUUAUGAACCAUCAUAGCUUGGAAGAAGGCCUGGAUAUGAUGAACAGAGAAACUUCAGAUGAAAGGGAAGCACCAUCAGGGAUGCAGAUAAGCCAGUUUUGGGAUGAAAGCUUAAGCCUGAGUGACAGUGAUUUUGACAAGCCAGAGAUACUAUAUUCUCCAAAGAGGAUUGGCUCCAUUCCAGUUUGUCCAGCACCUUCGCCAACCAGAGGAUUUGGAAAGCAGUGCCUUUUGCCCUCUUUGCAAAUGUUUGUGAGUAGCAGUGGUAUGCCAUCAAGUCCUGUUCCGGAUCCGAGACACUUUUCAAGCAGGAGGAGUCAGAGUCUAGUCAAGUGCAUUAGGCCCAGUGUUCUUGGUCCUCUUAAGAGAAAAGUGGAAAUGGAGACAGAAAGCCAGCCUAAGAGACUCUUCCAAGGCUCCACCAACAUGCUGUCUACAGAUGCUGCCCAAUUGUCUGAUCUCAGUUCAUGGUGGUGUUAUCAAGGAGAAGAAAUUCUUGCCUUGACCAGAUAUGUGGAACAUCUGCAAAUGAACGAAUACUUAUUUACACAAACCACUGUACAAAAGCAAGCGUUCAUGAAGCUGUCAAUGUCUCGGAUAGUAUUAUGAGGCCUUAGAUGCCUUGGCGUACAUUGCUGUCCUAUAGGGGAUAUGUAUCAUAGGGUCUUUUGGAAGUGGAUGCUUUCUGUAUGUGAGUGCUAUUUUGUUGGAUUUUUUUUCUGAUUCCUUUUUGUCAUUGAGUUUGUUUUGUCAUGUAGUGACCUGGUAUUUUUGAUUAUUGUGUUGUGCUAGAGUCAGAACCCAGUUCUUGUUCUUGUUGCCUUAUAGAGGGCAGUGUAAUAUCCGUAAGGAAGCUUUGAGGAGCUGAAAAGUUCAAUGCUACUGUGCCCUCUGCUUCCAGAAGUCUUCUGAACUCUAUGCAGUGUAUAUGCAGUGAGACGUAAAAUAUGCUGUCAUUUUUACAAGUGGAAACUCCUGACUAAGAUAUUUAAGAAAUCCAAGAAUGAUGCAUUGUUACAUUAUUUAUUAUUUAUUACACUACGUAGACUGUCUGUGUUGUUAUCUUCCUUUUAAUGUUCAACAUGGUAGAUGGACUAUUUGUUUUUAUAUUCACAUUUAAGUGGAUGUAAGGAACAAGCAGAAAAUGAUUAAACUUAAGUCUUUUGAAAUCUAAAAUCCUUGGAGGUGGUUUGAAGGAAUCUUCAGGCUAGAAGUUGGUGAGCUUGAAGCAAAACCUCUCUUCUAAUCAUUAGAGAGCAUCACUUAGCUUGCAGCAGUGAUUAUAGAAUUAGGCCUGUUCUCAAGUUAACAUUGUAAUCACUGUCACAACAGCUAUUACUGGCUUUAGUUCCCAUGUUGCUUUAGCUGUGAAAAGCUCAUAAUCCUUCAAACCUAAUGUAAAUGUACUGUUAUAAGAAUCGCCCACUUGUGUGCUGUUUUAAAGAAACAUUUCUUUGAUAGCACUUGGUAUAUCCACUCUGUUAAUGAAAAACAUUCAACAGCUUUUGCUUUCAAAAUAAUAAGAGAUGAGUUUGUCUUUCAAGAAACUGGUUUGCCUUCAUUCUUCUGUCUUAUUUGCCUUAAAGGAACUCUUUUCAGUUCAAAUUUUGUGUCCAAAUUUAGGGCUUUUAAGAAGUAACCUUUGAAAUGUGAUAUUUAAAGUUAUAUUAAAAAUUCAGUGGCAGUGUAAAACCAGAGCAGCAAAUUGAAAUGGUGUGAUGAGAUCAAAGGGUCAGGAAGAUUCACUUUACAGUUUUAAGCCAACUUUUAUCAACGAAUUUAAUGUUUUAAAUUUGUUCUUUUGCAGAUUUUACACAUGUAUAUAAUUCAUUCUGAUUAUUCUCAUUCUUCACCCUCUCACAUAUCUCUCCCACCUCUGUCAAUCCCCACUUCUUCCUAUGAUUUUUUUUCUUUGCCACAUUAUUGUCUUUUCCUUUGUAAACUAUCCUUUUGUUAUUGUUGCCCCACAUAUUGUUUAAAUGGACUAGAAAGCUAAGUUUGGGCAGGGAUUGUUUUGAAAUAAAAGAUAGGUAAAAUGCUAAUCCACAGAGCAGCUUUGUUGACAGUACCCAUUUAUUUUUAUAUAAAGUCUAAUAUUUGAAAUGUAGUUGUUGUUAUAAACUAAAUUUCUUUCUUCCUAUUCUCAUAUUAUAUCAUAUAUUUUAAGCUUCUAUUUGAAAACUAGUACAAGAAAUGAAACCAUAAUAAAAUCCUAUAGAUCCUGGUUUUGCUUGACCGACUUAUAAACCACUGUUUUAUGAUAACUGCUUUUGGAAUAAUAGAAAGUUUUGUGAAAUGUUGACCUAGUGUCUAUCUUAAGAAUGUGAAUUUAAUAAAGUAUAUAUACAUGUUUAAAAAGACAA
Messenger RNA from Meriones unguiculatus (Mongolian gerbil), 2619 nucleotides. RefSeq names its product PABIR family member 2. Lineage: Eukaryota; Metazoa; Chordata; Mammalia; Rodentia; Muridae. Gene Ontology annotation, molecular function: protein serine/threonine phosphatase inhibitor activity. The transcript has 10 exons. The record is from RefSeq and is a predicted model, not a curated record. The coding region runs from base 5 to 865 and encodes 286 amino acids.